UCUCCUUCCUCCACCUCCUCCAAACUUCCUCCUUCAUCGUUCUCGUCCAUCCAUGGCGCACCUCCUCGUUCAUAUUUUUCAUAUUUUUCAUAUUUGUCAUCACCUUUUUUCUCUUUUUUUGGGCUGAAUCAUUGAUAUUAAGUUAACCCAAAUAUUAAAUAAAUCCCAUGAAAUUGCCUUUAUAAACUCCCCUUCCACCCCACCUUCUUCCCACACUCUCCAAACUCCUCCUUCCUCCAAUCUUCCUCCUUCAUCGUCCUCGUCCAUCCAUGGCGAUCCCGGCCGCCGCCGCCGCCGCCCUCCUCCUCUUCUCCGCCGUCGCCGCCGUCGCCGCCGCCGCUGCGAGGACUGACGAGGAGGUCAUGGGCAUGUACGAGCUCUGGCUCGCCAAGCACGGCAAGGCCUACAACGGCCUCGGCGAGCGGGAGCGGCGGUUCGAGAUCUUCCGCGACAACCUCCGGUUCGUGGACGAGCACACCGCCCUCAACCGGUCGUACGCCCUCGGGAUGAACCGGUUCGCCGACCUCACCAACGAGGAGUACCGCGCCAUCUACCUCGGCACCCGGAGCGACCCCAUGCGCCGGGUGGCGAAGGCGAGGCGCGCGAGCGACCGCUACGCCCUCCCGCCCCUGCGAGACAGCAUGCUGCCGGCCGCCGUCGAUUGGAGGACCAAGGGCGCCGUUAACAAGGUCAAGGACCAGGAGCUUGCGGGAAGCUGCUGGGCCUUCUCUACCAUAGCCGCCGUGGAAGGAAUCAACCAGAUCGUCACCGGCGAGCUCAUAUCCCUCUCCGAGCAAGAGCUUGUGGAUUGUGACCGGUCCUACGAUGCCGGUUGCAAUGGUGGGCUCAUGGACUAUGCCUUCCAGUUCAUCAUUGACAACGGUGGCAUCGACACUGAGGAGGACUACCCUUACCUGGGAGUCGAUGGAACCUGUGAUGCGUCUGGGGUUAACUCAAAGGUGGUGAGCAUUGAUGGGUACGAGGAUGUCCCGGCCUUCGACGAGAGAGCCUUGAAGAAGGCUGUGGCUCAUCAACCCGUGAGUGUUGCCAUUGAAGCUGGAAACAGAGAUUUCCAACUUUAUGAAUCCGGCGUGUUCACCGGCGAAUGUGGAACUGCGUUGGACCACGGUGUGAUCGCGGUCGGAUAUGGGAAGGAACAUGGUGCCGACUACUGGCUUGUGAGGAACUCGUGGGGUGCCGAGUGGGGCGAGAGCGGAUACAUCAAGAUGGAGAGGAACUUGGCCAACAACUACUUCGGCAAGUGCGGUAUCGCAAUGGAGGCUUCUUACCCUGUCAAGACCACCCAGAACCCUCCUAGUAAAUAUUCUUCAAUGGGAAGCAGCGGUGGCAUCAAACUUGUCAGCAGUUCUUGAAGUCCGGAAUAGAGGAAAACUUACAGAAAGGUGCAAGAUUGAUUGUCUUUGAGUUCGGGGAUCACUCUGGGUUCACAUAAUUGUGUUAUAUUCCUUGCCGGGGGUCGGUUUAUGGAAGGGGGAAAGGAAUAUGGAUGCACAUCGGGCGGUUUUCUUAUGAUUCUACUGUAAAUAUCUUUCAUUUCAUCAACAUUUGAAUUCCGAAGAAUUGCACCAUAAGAAGUAAUAGUUAUUGUAACUCGAAUUGCCUAGUUCAAGUCUUCAAUCGAAACUCCUCUCUUUCACA
Eucalyptus grandis is the source of this 1659-nucleotide messenger RNA. RefSeq names its product cysteine proteinase COT44. NCBI's taxonomy places the organism in Eukaryota, Viridiplantae, Streptophyta, Magnoliopsida, Myrtales, Myrtaceae. Gene Ontology annotation, cellular component: lysosome. The record is from RefSeq and is a predicted model, not a curated record. Gene Ontology annotation, molecular function: cysteine-type endopeptidase activity.